Dermochelys coriacea (leatherback sea turtle) is the source of this 4343-nucleotide messenger RNA. It is a transcript of the gene QTMAN, whose product is annotated as glycosyltransferase like domain containing 1. Gene Ontology annotation, molecular function: glycosyltransferase activity. Lineage: Eukaryota; Metazoa; Chordata; Testudines; Dermochelyidae. The coding region runs from base 156 to 1493 and encodes 445 amino acids. The record is from RefSeq and is a predicted model, not a curated record. The transcript is spliced from 12 exons.
CGCUAGCACGUCGGUGCCGCCGCCGGCCUCCAGGCGGGAUUGAGGAGGAGAAAACCAGAAGUGGAAGAAAAUGAAGUAUUUUUAUGUUCAUGCUUUGCAUACACCAAAAAUGAAACAAAUUUUAGAAUCCAACAAGAUUUGAAAAACGUACAAGUAUGCGUAUUCUUCUAAUUGAAGCUUUUUAUGGUGGUUCCCACAAGCAGCUGGCAGAUCUUCUACAGGAGGAGAUAGAAGAAUGUGUCCUUUACACACUCCCAGCAAAGAAGUGGCACUGGAGAGCACGGACUGCUGCUCUUUAUUUCAUGCAAACAGUGCCAGCUAAUGCUAAUUACAGGAUCCUCUUUGCAAGCUCAGUGCUUAAUCUGACUGAACUUAUUGCCCUUCGGCCUGACCUUGGGAAAUUGAAAAAGGUCCUUUACUUCCACGAGAACCAGUUGGCAUAUCCUGUACAGAAGUGCCAGGAAAGAGAUUUCCAAUAUGGAUACAACCAGAUUCUUUCAUGUUUGGUUGCUGAUAUUGUGGUGUUCAACUCUGCUUUUAAUAUGGAGUCAUUUCUUACAUCUAUCGGAAAAUUUCUGAAGCUGAUUCCUGACCACAGGCCUAAGGAUCUGGAAAAAAUAAUCAGACCAAAGUGCCAAGUUCUUUACUUUCCAGUCAGGUUUCCUGAUGUGAGCAGAUUCAUGCCGAAGCAUAAACUAGCCCAUUUGGAGAAGAUAACUGGUGUUAAAGGAAAUGGAGAUACUUAUCUAUUUAGGGGUCUGCCUUUCCAACAGAAGUAUAGAGCCACUGGGAGUUUAAUGAAAAACAGCAGCUCACGUCCUGAGUCUGGACUUUGUGAAGCACAGUCUGAACUUUGUACCACACAACAAGAAAGACUACAAUAUCCAUUAAUAUCACUAGAGAAACUGAACAAGUCUAAAGCAUCAGAAAGUACAAAUCAAGAAGUGCCUUGUCAAGAAGAUAAGCAACAUGUGACUUUUAACCCUUGUAAUCUCUUGAGUGGAAUGGACUAUCAGCAAAGACCUUUGCACAUUGUCUGGCCUCACAGGUGGGAACAUGAUAAAGACCCUGAGAGUUUCUUUAAAGUAUUACUGAAACUUAAGGAGAUGGACCUACCUUUUCAUGUGUCUGUCCUUGGAGAGACCUUCACUGAUGUCCCAGAUAUAUUUUCAGAGGCCAAAAAGGCAUUGGAAUCUUCUGUCUUGCACUGGGGCUACUUACCUAGCAAAGAUGACUAUUUCCAAGCUCUGUGCAUGGCUGAUGUUGUGAUCUCAACAACUAAACAUGAAUUCUUUGGAGUGGCAAUGAUAGAAGCUGUAUAUUGUGGUUGCUAUCCACUAUGUCCUAAUGCUUUGGUGUAUCCAGAAAUAUUUCCAGCUGAAUAUCUGUAUUCUACACCUGAACAGCUUUUUAAAAGGCUUCAGAAUUUCUGCAAGAGACCAGAUAUUGUAAGGAAACAUCUCUAUAAGUCUUCAAGAAGUCAAGGUGAAUGACAUCAGACUCAUUUGGAUAUGGUAUUCUUCAUUGCCUACCAGAAGCUAAUGUGCAGUAUUGCUGUUAAAGGUGGUGUCACUUAAGCAGAAGGCAAAGUGAUGCCUGCGUAUGUUGACCGUUAAGAUCUUUGGAAUGAAAGAUGCCAGAUGUGAGGUAUUCUUCUCACUUAUUAACAUCAUAUCCACUAUUCUUGGUUAUAAAAAUAAUACUGGACCAUAUCUUGUUAUGUGCAGUUGUUGUAUAGUAAUUAAGGGGUUAGCCGCAUUAGGUGGUUUUGAGGAGUAAGCAUGGCUCUCAUUCCACCUAAUAUAUGUUAAGUGAGGUGCCCAUGGUCAACUUUCUUUAACGUAAGUGUCUGACUUUUAUGUGAUUUUAUUAUAAAGAAAACUGUCAAAAAUUCACUCUGAGCCUUUACACCAACUUUUAGGAUGUGCAACUCCUCUUCUGUAGCUGCAUAACUUACCAAACCUUUGGAAUGGAUGUCAUUUCUUGAAUGGCAAAACACCACUUCUAGCUACCUAUGUCCUUAUAUUACCCCAUUGCUGCAUACAAAUGCUAACAAAUUCAUCCUCACAGCAUUCCUAUAUGGUAGGGAAGCAUUUUUAACACCACUUUACAGACAGGAAACUGAGAUGCAGAGCGACUAACAGCCUGAUUCUGAUACCCUCUGUGGGACUUCUUUUGGGGUAAGGUGCUACUCACAGGGAGAGAGGCUGUCAGAAUGCAGCUCUUAAGUGACUUGCCCAAGGUCCCACGGAGUCUGUGCCAUAGCUCUGAAUUCAAUCCAGCUCUCUUGAGCCCUAGAGCAGUGCUUUAACCAUGAGGCCAUCCUGCAUAAAUUGCAUGGAUUACACAAUUUACUAUGCCCUUUCCUGUGUAAACUGAGCACAAAUUUGAAAUGCUUGUGCAAAUGACAUCCAACAUCAAUGCAUAACUCCCUCUCUUGGUGCUAGAGACCUCAAUGAGUUAAAACUGGAAGAGCUGCUCAGGAAGGGGUCACUUAAUAAUCUAUAUCUAAAUCCCAGUCCCAGAUUUUCUUUUUGAAACAUGCUGUACAACUAACACUUUGACAUUUUGGCAAUAUGAUGGGGAAAAAAGCUGUGCCAGCUGACUGAUGAGCACCCAUCCUUUUUAAUUAAUUGGGUUGAAAAAUGUCUUGUGUCAGUUUGAAUUUAGGAGCUCAUUCAGCUGUGUUUUUGUAGGAUAAAUAUAUAUAGAUAUAUUUAACUGUAUAUUUGAACAACCCAGCAUGAAACUCAAUAAAUGAUAAAAAUAUGUUUAUAUUAAAAUAUAUAUACAUAACAUUUCUCACAUAUAUAUGGUCAUUAAAGAUAUAUAAAGUAUUAUAUAAAGUAUAACAUAUAAUGCUCUUUUGUACCGUUCUUAUGAUUUAUAAACACAUAGGCUAUAACACACACAUGCGCGCGCACACACACGGCCAUACAAUUGUGCUUUCUAGUUUUUUACAGAGUAAUAUAUUUGGAUUGUUCUUUAAAUUCAAUGAAUUUAUUUGUCUGCCUUCUCGUAAUAGAAUCAGUUUUGAUAUACCCUUUGUUCAUGCCGUAUAGGCUUCAAUCUAAGGGUUCUUUGUAUUAACUUUUUAAAGUUACAUUACAAAGAGGUUUUAAGAUUUCCCAACAGGCUUUUAUUUAGCCAGGGCUUUUGAUCUCAAACCUGCUGGGGCCUAGUGAAAUCCUUACCAAUUCUCCAGUAACUCCACACUAUCGGAAUUUGAAAAGACCCACCUGAAGGAUUUAACUCGCAGUAUGGCUUCAGCCAUCCUUUAGAUUGUUCUAUUCAUGCAGACAGUGAGGGGGUCUAGGGCACCCUUUGUGAUCCUCUAAGUAGCCUAAGGUGCCCUUUGCAUAAGUUGUACUCCUGAGGAAAUAAAAAUCAGGAGGACACAAACCUAUAUACCUUAUUUCCUGCUAUCUUUACUUAAAGAAGGAGCACAGGGGGUCUGUUUAACAUCCUUUGCUACCUAAAUACCUUUUGGACAUGGGAACUCAAUGAAAGAACUUUCAUUGCAUCCAUUACCCUACUGUGGUGCAUAGCAAAUUAGAUUUAAAAGGGUACUUUUUCCCUUACAGCUAUUUCUAUCAUUUUCUUUAAAAUUUCAAUUUAGUGUCUAGUGACAGAAUAUUCCAUAAUGUAUUUUAGAGCUGUAUAACACCAAUUAUGCUAACUGUGAAGAUUAUUUCAAAAGAAUUAGAGAUAUAUUAAGUUAUAGACAAACCAUUGGGAAAAAGGUCAGGUUAGAAGUAGGGGGAAAAAAGAAGCUAUGUGAUAAUGCUUAAAGCAGUGACAUGAAGUGAAUGCUCUUUUUUUAAAAAAAUCCCUACAUUUUGCAUAAUGCACACUGAGGACAUUUCUCUUCUUACUUUGUCUUCAUUAUUUAGGAGGGAGUAUCCAUAUUUCCUUGUUGUUUUACAUCUAAAGUGUCUCUGUGUAAGACCCACUGUGGAGUCUAACAGUUGUGCAGAAAUAUUAUUUCCUCUAGCUUUGAGAAACAGCAUAAUAUAAAUACAUGAAAGACUCCUGUCUUCUUUUUAUCUAUAGUUUGUUACCUGAUAGUCAGUAUGCAGGCAAAAGACCAGUUAACAGAACAAUUGUGAAAGAGUAUAAUAAACCAUCAGCUACAUUGUUCUUACACUGCAUUUUUGGGUUACCUAUUUUUAUUAAUUUCUCGAAUGCAUACUAUAUGACUGUUACUAGUAUUCUACAUCAGUCUCCCAAGGUAUUAUAGAACAGAUGAAACAUUCCUCUAUUUAUAUCUUUAUCUUUUACAUUUCAGUUUGCUGUUAAUGUAAAAUCUCUCCAAAUGAGGAUGCAAUAAAAACUAAACCUAC